Papilio xuthus (Asian swallowtail) is the source of this 3549-nucleotide messenger RNA. RefSeq names its product putative polypeptide N-acetylgalactosaminyltransferase 9. The transcript has 12 exons. Bases 655 to 2517 code for a protein of 620 amino acids. Gene Ontology annotation, molecular function: polypeptide N-acetylgalactosaminyltransferase activity. Gene Ontology annotation, biological process: protein O-linked glycosylation. The record is from RefSeq and is a predicted model, not a curated record. NCBI's taxonomy places the organism in Eukaryota, Metazoa, Arthropoda, Insecta, Lepidoptera, Papilionidae. Gene Ontology annotation, cellular component: Golgi apparatus.
AGUUUAGUGUUAUUUUGGUUUUAAUAUAAUCAUUCCAAAUUUAGUAUCUGUGAAAUUAUCGUAUUGUGAACUUUUGAGGUUAUAAAUUUUGUGUUUAUGUUUUACUUUGAUGUGAACUUGUAAAUAUAUCGACUUUGAGACAUUAUUUGGUUCUAAUGCAGUGUAUUAUAAAGGUCGCAGGCUUGCAAAUUUCAUUUUGGAGUAAAUUCGUUCUCUGAUUCUACAAAGAAAGGUAAGUUACGCAGCGGAGCAAAUUAAACAAGAGGUUUCUUUUUCAAAAACAUGGAUGUUCCAUUCACGCGUGCCUGGAAAUAUCAGAGAUGAAUCAAAGAACUAGAAAGAAAACUGUCAACUUUUGGCGCGAUCUGGCGAAUUUAUAGCCUACCCGCUCCCGAGUCCGUGUAAUGUGAAGUGGACAGCGGAAGGGACUAUACUGUCAUAUCGAGAAAGCAUAUCUCAGCAAAGUUGUGAAAGAAAAUCUAAAACAUAUCUGUAUAAAUACUAGUCACCUUUUGUGAUUGUAGUUUAAAAAAUUAUUGCUCAAAAAUCUAUUAAAAUAAUUCCUGUAGUAAUAGAAGUAAUUAGAGAAAAUUAGAUGCAUAUCAACGUAUAACUUUAGUAAUACAAAAUUAGUUGGAUACAUAUCAAAUACAUAUGAAGAUGAAGUACUAUAGUAUGUUUUUCCUGCGAAGGCGGACGUUAAUAUUGAAAGCGGUGUUGAUACUGACAGCGCUGUGGUUCAUGGUCGCUUUGCUAACGACAAAUGGCGGAUCUAGGAAUUCAAUUGUCGCACCUCCGAUAGAAUACGAAGACGCCGAAGCGAAACCACUAAAGAUGGCUAAGCCAACAUCUGGAAAGAAGAAAAGUGAAUCCUAUGGAAAUAAUUUAUCAGAUGUGCGGACGCGGAUCGAUUGGCUUGGUCGCAUCGCUGGCGUCCCUGAAGGAUUAGGAGUAAUCGCAGCUCCGGGAUCAGAUAACGCGCCAGGUGAGCUUGGCCAGCCAGUUGUAUUGCCUAAGAAUAUGAGCGAAGAAGCCAAAUUAGCCGUAUCAGAAGGAUGGAAGAAGAACGCCUUCAAUCAAUAUGUUAGCGAUCUCAUAUCAAUAAGGAGGAAAUUACCAGAUCCUAGAGAUGAAUGGUGUAAAAAACCCGGCCGCUAUUUAGAUGAUCUGCCCCAAACUUCGGUAGUUAUAUGUUUCCACAAUGAGGCGUGGUCGGUGCUUCUUCGCACAGUACAUUCAGUGAUAGAUAGGUCACCUGCACAUUUAAUAAAGGAAAUUGUGCUCGUCGAUGAUUUCUCUGAUAUGCCACACUUGAUGCAACAGUUAGACGACUACAUGUCUUCACUGCCCAAAGUUAGGAUAGUUCGAGCGACGCGACGCGAGGGACUCAUCAGAGCGAGGCUGCUCGGUGCUCGAUACGUCACCGCUCCCGUCCUUACUUAUCUAGACAGCCACUGCGAGUGUACAGAAGGAUGGUUGGAGCCAUUAUUAGAUAGAAUCGCACGAAACAAAACAACAGUAGUCUGUCCCGUUAUCGAUGUUAUUGAUGAUAACACAUUAGAGUAUCACUACAGGGACUCGUCUUCAGUCAAUGUUGGCGGUUUCGACUGGAAUCUCCAGUUCAAUUGGCAUCCCGUGCCAGCAAGGGAAAGAGCACGCCACCAACAUACUGCAGAGCCAGUGUAUUCACCUACCAUGGCUGGAGGACUUUUUGCUAUCGAUAAAGAAUUCUUCGAAAGACUAGGAACUUACGACAGCGGCUUCGAUAUCUGGGGUGGGGAGAAUUUGGAACUGUCAUUCAAAACUUGGAUGUGCGGUGGAACGUUAGAAAUCGUUCCGUGUUCUCACGUCGGUCAUAUAUUUAGGAAACGAUCACCGUACAAAUGGCGAACUGGUGUCAAUGUACUAAAGAAGAAUUCAGUUCGUUUAGCAGAGGUGUGGCUUGACGACUACGCUAAAUAUUAUUAUCAAAGAGUUGGUAAUGAUAAAGGAGAUUAUGGAGAUAUUACAAGCAGGAAGCAACUAAGAGACAAUCUUGGUUGCAAAUCCUUUGAAUGGUACUUAAAGAACAUUUACCCAGAACUAUUCAUUCCUGGAGAAUCCGUCGCUCACGGCGAGAUCAGAAAUGUCGCCUUCCAAAAGACUUGUUUGGAUUCUCCAACGCGCAAGUCCGACCACCAUAAACCCGUCGGACUAUACCCGUGUCACCGGCAGGGAGGAAAUCAGUAUUGGAUGUAUUCUAAAAACGGUGAGAUCCGUCGUGAUGAGACUUGCCUCGACUACUCGGGUCACGAUGUUGUAUUGUACCCUUGCCACGGCGCCAAGGGCAACCAACUUUGGCUGUAUGAUCCUAGCACGAAGUUAUUAAAGCACGGUUCAAGUGAGAAAUGCAUGACGAUAUCACGCAACAAGGACAAGAUUGUCAUGGAGCCGUGUAGUGACGCUGAACCAAGACAGAUGUGGGUAAUGGAGAAUUUCAACGCAGACCGACUAAGUCCAGAACUUACGGCUGACUAGAUGUCAUCUUAUGACGUGCUUUUCAUAUAAAGAACUGAGAAAUUGUUUAGACUUUUGUGCUCAGAAUUCACUUGUUGUUGAAUGCAUUGUGCUUUACGUAAGACUUCAUUUGAUUUGGAGGAUAGCUACCAUUUUUUAAAAGUUUGUUAAAUUACCUGUAUUUUGGAACGCGAUUUAGAUUUUGAAAUUGGUUUCGAAUUUUUAUUUUAUUUCUGUAUUAUUUCUGUUUAAGGUACGCGUCCAUUGGCCCGCGGACGCACCUCACGCAUUGAUUAAUCGGAUUUGUCGUAUUAAACCGUUGCGGACUGUGCGUGCGGUGCGUCAGCGGGCCAAUGGACGCGUACCAUAAAAAUUACAUUUUCUUGUUUUUUAUUUGGUGCUUUUUAAAUUGGUGUCACUGUAUUGUAAAUUGAAAAAUUAGCUAUGUUAACUGAGUCGUUAACCUAUUAAUGAUUGUGUUAACUUCAUAGUAUUUAUUUCAAUAUGUUUCUAUGCAAGUAGUUCUCUGAUUAUUUAUUAAUUUAUUCUGUUUUAUUUACGACACUUGCAUUGAUACAUAUUUUUGUCCCUUACAUUCUCUUAGAAAAAACAGAGAUAACAAUAUGUGUUUGUACAAAUGUCACUCGAUAAAUCUACAAUUGUAUUGAUUUCAGAAAGUGUGCUAUUCAAAAAAAGAUGGCGCUUAAUAUAGUAUUCUUCUUCGAGUAUUAAAUUUACCUAGUAGUUAGUCUUCUCUUUACUGUGUACAUAUCUUUAAACAUAUGAAAAUAUCGCAUAAUUAAAAUGUAUUGAAAUAGAUAGUUAAUAACUUUUACCAGAAAAUUAGUGAUUUUCUGAUGACUUGGCUUCUUUGUAAUGUAAAUGUUAUUGUGAUUUUUAUCAUGUAAUAAAAAGUAGUCGUAACUUACGUCUUAGUGGAGGAUAGCUGAAUAUUUAUGUAUUAAUGUUAGGGUGACAUGAAUGUGACGAUUUGUUAUUAAAUUUCAGCGUAAUUUUAAUUCAUUUUUUUGUUUUAAACUUGUGAAAAUUUCA